UCAUCUCUGUCUCCUGAAUUCUUUUCAUCAAUUUAGCUUCAACCCUCUGCAAACCCUGGUAUCCACACGAAGAGAGAGAGAGAGAGGAGAGAGAGGAGGAGGAGGAGGAGAGAGGAUGGCGAUGGUGCGGUCGGCGUUGGGGAAGAUCUCCCGCCGCCUCUCGGGAUCCUCGGCGGUGAUCUGCCAAGCCCCGCCGCUGCCCUCCCUCCACCCUGCCGCCCAGCUGAUGACGACGGCCUUCUCGUCUCCGGCCGCCGCCGCCGCUGCGCGUGUCCGCCGUAUCCCUAACCUGCAGUUCUUUGUGCAGGGUCUGCAACAUCCCCCUUUCAUCUGCAAAGGAACUGAGCGUAUGCAGUGGGCAGGACAAAAGAGGUUCUUCUCAGUGGAGGCGAAAGCUAAAGAUGCUAAGCUUAUGGAAUCAGCACGGUCGUCUGUGAAGAGGCUCAUGGCUUGGAUGAAUGAACAGGCUAACCCACGCAAUACAGCCAUAGUUUUAACAAUCAUCAAUGUGGUAUAUCUUGGUAUCUUUAUUAGAGAGUGCCUAAGAUCGGAUGAACAUGCAAAAGACUGCACUGCUGAUGAUAACGGGGACCGUAAUUCAAGCUACAGGAUAGUUAAAUAUGGAUGUCAUGACCCUUAUGCAUGUCCUUGGUACCGUGCCCUAGUUGCUCAGUAUGCUGUGAUGUUAGUACUAGUUCUUUUUACAAUGUAGUUAGUGGCAAUGUCAUCUAUCAGGAUUUCACUAUCAGACUUUUUGUAGUAAUCUGCUGUCUGGUUGUAACUGAAUCAUGGCCUUAAGUGUUUGUAAUUUGCUACCUCUGGUUGUAGCUGAAUCAUGGCCUUAAGUGGGCCCAACACUGGAUGGAUCGAAUUGAGCUAAGGCUAUGGGUUGGGCUUAAGAUGAUGGAGGACAAAAUUUGGUCA
This is a messenger RNA of Oryza sativa Japonica Group (Japanese rice), 924 nucleotides long. RefSeq lists its product as uncharacterized. The record is from RefSeq and is a predicted model, not a curated record. Lineage: Eukaryota; Viridiplantae; Streptophyta; Magnoliopsida; Poales; Poaceae.